AUGUUAGAAAUUUCUGAAAACUCUAAUUUGCAGUUACAAUAUACUGGUUCUAUUAUCAAUGGUAAUGUAGAUAGUAACAUGACUCCAACCCUGAAUGAAACAGAAUCUCAACCCAGCAAUGAUAACUUUACACUUUUAUAUGAAAAACUUUGUGAUGUUAUAAUUCUUGCUGAUCAUAAAACUCAAGAAGCUAUUUUGUGUUACUGCUUAUUUGGAAAAGCUCUUAUGCAAAGAU
Molecule: messenger RNA, 235 nt
Organism: Entrophospora sp. SA101
Lineage: Eukaryota; Fungi; Glomeromycota; Glomeromycetes; Entrophosporales; Entrophosporaceae
Source: the annotation of a GenBank genome assembly